Cuscuta epithymum is the source of this 1844-nucleotide messenger RNA. The record is from the annotation of a GenBank genome assembly. NCBI's taxonomy places the organism in Eukaryota, Viridiplantae, Streptophyta, Magnoliopsida, Solanales, Convolvulaceae.
CCGAAACUUUGAAGAAAAAAACAGAACGAAGAGUCAGUCGACAACCGCCGCCGCCAGCCAGCCAGGGCCAAGCUCCAUCCUUCCACCACCGCACCAUUCUCCACAGAAUCACAGCUCUUUGGUCUUUUAUUAACUCUCUGAAUGGAAGUUCGAAGCAUGAAUUUUAGACUGUCUCCCCCGUUAGCCACACAAAACCCAAAAGUGGCAUUCUUUCAGGCUCCCUCAUCUGCUUCUACUCAUGCAAUUAUUCAAUCUGCAAAGUGGGUCUCUCUCAAAACCAAAUCUUCCCUCGUUUUGCCUAUUUCAUUGGCCAAGAAAGGUUUUCGUACAAGUUGCAUCAAAGCAGCAGAAAGCGAUCCUCCACAUAGUUGUGUGAAUGAAUCCAAUGCAGAAGCCAGGAGGAAGAAGAACUUGGCUGUUUUUGUUUCCGGUGGAGGUUCAAAUUUCAGGGCAAUUCAAGAGGCGGCUCUGCAAGGGACUGUUAACGGGGAUGUGGUUAUUUUGGUCACCAAUAAACUUGAUUGUGGGGGUGCCAACUUUGCCAGAGAUAGAGGAAUACCUGUUAUUCUCUUCCCGAAACCAAAUAAUACAGAAAAUGGGAUGUCUGCAGGAGAUCUUGUAGGCUCUCUAAGAGAAUACAAAGUUGACUUCAUUCUAUUAGCCGGAUACCUAAAGCUCAUACCUUCUGAGUUGAUUCAAGCUUAUCCAAGAUCAAUGUUGAAUAUUCACCCUUCACUUCUCCCAGCUUUUGGAGGCAAAGGUUACUAUGGGAUGAAGGUGCACAAAGCAGUGAUUGCUUCUGGAGCUAGGUAUUCUGGCCCCACAAUCCAUUAUGUUGAUGAAGAGUAUGACACAGGGCGUAUUCUUGCUCAGAGGGUUGUACCUGUGCUUGCUAACGACUCAGCUGAUGAGCUGGCAGAAAGGGUUCUGAAUGAGGAGCAUAAAUUAUAUGUAGAAGUAGUGGCUGCUCUAUGUGAAGGAAGAAUAGUUUGGCGGGGUGAUGGUGUCCCUCUCAUCCAGAGUGAAGAAAACCCCAACCAGUAUCUGUAAAUAGAAAGCUAAUCCAAGGAGAGAAUAACCAUAAAUUGCGUUACUAUUCAUUUUACUUUUAGGGGAGCAGGCUCAUACCAACUUCGUCCCACAAAGAACAGUAACAUUUGAUUUUUUGUUGUUGCCAAAGAGGGUGUGACCGUUAAAUUUUGUUUAAAAUCGAUUCAUAUUAGUUGACCCCAAAGUCUAUUGGGAAUAAGGCUUGAAUGUUGUUGUUGUUGCAUUAUGCACAGAAGAUUGCACAGAAGGAUAUGGACAUGGAGACAGGCUCACCAAAAAACGUAGGGGGGGGGGGGCUGCAAAGCCCGCCUGUCAGGCUUUUAGAGGACGUGUCGAGAAGUGCACAGGGAUGGAAGAUUACAAAUUUCAUCAUCCGGAUCUUUAUUUUUGCUGCUUUAUUUUUAUGUUUCAGAACUCAGUUGUUUGUUGUUUCUUUACUUUUAUUUACAAUAAGGGAGAUGGGGUCGUGGGUUGUUGGUUUAUGAGUAGGUUUUAUUGUGAUGGAGGCAAUUAGGCUGUCACAGCCGCUAAUAGCCUCUUAGCUCUCACCGUUUCAGUGAUUAGUCUCGCUCUUUUUGGGGUGGACUAUUCAAUGCCUGGACAUGACGUGAGGGGGUCGAUGGGCUUUUGGCAUUGUGGGUCUACUGAGAGUUGUUGGUUUGGGGAUUUGAUUGAUGUAAUGGCUCGUUUGGUUCUAAUACCAUAUUAGAUUAAAUUAGAUCAUUGAUAGUUUUAAAAUGUACUUUCUCCAGUCCUAAAUAAACUUCACACUUUUCUUUUUGGUCACGUCAAAA